This is a messenger RNA of Heterocephalus glaber (naked mole-rat), 2914 nucleotides long. RefSeq names its product membrane spanning 4-domains A15 (gene Ms4a15). Lineage: Eukaryota; Metazoa; Chordata; Mammalia; Rodentia; Bathyergidae. Gene Ontology annotation, cellular component: plasma membrane. Gene Ontology annotation, biological process: cell surface receptor signaling pathway. The record is from RefSeq and is a predicted model, not a curated record.
GGGGGACGGGAAGUCCCCAGCCAGGCGCAGCUCAGCAGCACAGGAUUCUCGAGCUCACAGAACAGGAGGACGCGUGAACUCGGGCGCAGAGGCGGCAGGCACACAGCGGGUACAGCAGCAGCCCGGCACUGCCAGCACCAUGUCCGCCCCUCCCGCCAGCAAUGGGGUCUUCGUUGUCAUCCCACCCAGCAACACCAGUGGCCUCCGCCCACCUCCGGCCAUCCUGCCCCCCUCCAUGUGCCAGCCUCCAGGGGCCGUGCAGCUUGAAGAGCCUCCACUGGGGACACAGACGCCCCGGGCUGCCCAGUCUUCCGACCUGCGUCCCAUGGACACGUUCCUGACGGGAGAGCCCAAAGCUUUAGGGACGGUGCAGAUCCUCAUCGGCCUCAUCCACCUGGGCUUCGGCAGUGUGCUGCUCAUGGUCCGCCGCGGCCCCCUGGGCAUGCUCUUCAUCCAAGGCGGCGUCCCCUUCUGGGGAGGAUCCUGCUUCGUCCUCUCCGGGUGCCUGUCGGUGGCGGCUGAGAGGAGCCACACAGGCUGCCUAGUGAGGAGCAGCCUGGGCACCAACAUCCUCAGCGCCACGGCGGCCUUCGCGGGGACGGCCAUUCUGCUCAUGGACUUCGGCGUCACCAGCUGGGACGUGGGCAGGGGCUACCUGGCCGUGCUGACCAUCUUCACCAUCCUGGAGUUCUUCAUCGCCGUCAUCGCCACGCACUUCGGGUGCCAGGCCACGCGCGCCCAGGCCGACGCAUCUGUGGUCUUCCUGCCAAACACCUUCGGCGCAGACUUCGCCAUCCCCAGCCCGGCCACCUCCCCGCCCCCCGCCUAUGACAAUGUGGCCUACAUCCCCAAGGAAGCCUCCGAGUAGAAUAGCAGAUGUGGCCCUGCAGGCCAGCCCUGUCCCCUCGGCCACCCUCUCCACCCCACUCUGCUGCCCCCCUUUGCCCUGGGCUGAGGCCCUGGGUGGGGCUCUGUCCACCCCUGCCUCCAGGGCUCCUUUGCAGAGGACACCAGCGAAAGUCCGGGUGUGUGUCCAUCACCCUCUGAGGGACGCCAGCGCCCCAAGCCCGAUGCUCCGGGGUGGAGGUAAUCUUGGCUCUGUGCUUGCCACUGCUCUGGCCUCGGAUUUCCCACUUGGAAUCUUCAGCCCCUCCCAGUGCCCGGCCUGGCAUCGCCCCCUCCCCCCAGCGGCCCCCUUCUCCUUGUCUGUAAUAUGGAGCCGGAGUGGACUCAGCCCAGGCCCCUGCCCAGGGACAUGGCAGGCACCCUCGCCCCGGGGCAGCCCGGCCCCUCAGGCUCCGCCAGCGUGUCACCAUGGCAACCAGCUGAUCCCGAGGGACUAGGAGAUGCCUUAGCCCUUGUCACAGGUCCUGGUGUACAACUCGAGCCGUCCACACCGCAGAGGAAAAUAAAUGGUGUGGCCUUGAGGCUGGGCGGCCUCACUGCAAAGAGUCUGCUUUCUAACCUCAAGGACGUCCUCGGCUGUCCCAGCAAAAGGGCACCAGUGGCUGCCAGUGAUGAGCUCCAUGUGGGUGGCCCCACUUCCUCUGGCCUCACCCUGCAAGAAGCCCACCUGCUGGUCCCACUCUACACAAGGACCCUGAAGUUAAACCCAUGCCAGGGCCUCGGGACUACCAAGAAGCAGUGCUGGGAUUCAAACCCAGCUAGCUCCCUGUGACGUCACCACGUGCUCUUACCCCAUGAACCCCCACCACAACCCCAAGUGCUUCCCGCAACCCAAAGGCUGGACAGGACUGCAUUCCUCACCACAUCCACUUCACCCAACAAACUCCUGCUCCUCCUUCAAGACCCAGUUCAACUGCUGCCCCUGCCGGGCGUCUUCCCAAAGGCGGGGUAGUCAUGGACCCCAGUCUAGUCACUGGACUAGAGGAGGACAAGCGAGGUGCCACAAGGAGACCUUCACUCCUGGGGCCAUGCCCUGCAGAGCUGGCAGGGGGUUGACCUUAAAAAUCAAAAGAGUGUGGUGGCCCAUGCCUGUCAUCCCUGCACUCUGGGAGGCUGAUGCAGAAGGUUACAAGUUCAAGGUCAGAUGGACACACACCUUAGUGACUUAGCAAGGUCCUAUCUCAAAAUAAAAUGUUAGAAAGGGCUGGGGAACUGGGGAUUUAGCUCAGUGGCACCACGCUUGCCUUGCAAGCGCAAGGUCCCGAGUUCAAUUCCUGAUACAAAAAAAAAGGCCCUGUCCUCAACUCAGAGUACCAAUAAAAGAAAAAGCCACAAGAAGAGGCUGGUACUUAGGGUUAGGGUUUAAGAUCAGAAAGUGCAAAUGUGCCUGAGGACUGGGGAGCACCUUCCGGCUGCUCAGAGCUGAGGGGAGGAGUUUGGAUAGCAGGGUAGGGGAUGGGGGACGGAAGAGGGAACGUGCCCCGGCAAGAACCCCCCUCUGUUCUCUGCCCACUGAGCCCCUCAGGAGGACGGGGCCACACACAGACCAGCUGGGGGACUGAUCGGACGGACGCCUCCUCCCGGGCCCCUGCAGAUGUCCCCUGUGUUGAGGCAGGGGAGGUUUAUUUGACUCAUGGUUAUAGGCCGGGGCAGAAGUGGCUGGAGACCAGGUGUGUUCCGAAGAGAAAUCCACAAAGAUCUGAGCAUGUGACAGGCUGUACUAUGCUCAUGGAUCAAGAAGCUCAACUGUGCUACUUGGCCACUUACUGCCUCAUGCUGAGGGCGUUGGGUGUUGUGUCUCAUCCACCUGGGAGUGACGAAGACGGGCACAUGGCCGUUAAUCUCCCCAAAAACUCUCACUUCAAACACACUGUCCCAUUGUUCUCGGCAACGUGGCCCUUACCAUACCAAGUUGUUUUAAAUGUAAACUCCCACUGCAUGUUUUGAUCACCCCUUGUGAGCAGUGGUGUAUUUAUUUAAAAGGAAUAAACGAAAAGGAACACCCUGC